Macrosiphum euphorbiae (potato aphid) is the source of this 978-nucleotide messenger RNA. NCBI's taxonomy places the organism in Eukaryota, Metazoa, Arthropoda, Insecta, Hemiptera, Aphididae. The record is from the annotation of a GenBank genome assembly.
AUGGAUAAACGUUCAAAAAAUUUACCCAAAUUUGGGGCAGCAAAACUAUCAUUUACACCAAAUUUAGGAUAUAAAAGAAUUGUAGCCAAGGAUUCAGAUCAACUGCCUAAAGUAGAAGUCAAAGUUGAACAUGAUGCUAAUUCAAGCGCUCAAUUAUCGUCAGCACAAAAACAAAAAAAACCUAAAGAAAGAUCCACAACACAGGUACAAAGUGUGUUUUCUAACAUGAGUUCAACAAGCCAGGGUAGAUCAGGUCCAUCACGCAUGGGAUUAUCAUCUGGUUUUCGAUCUUAUUCAAACCUCGGAGGUUUCAAUAGUUCGGGAUCUUUUAUGAAAAAAGAAGCUUGUCAAAGCAUACAACAAAUGCAAAUGUUAGAAAAUACUCAAUUUGAUGGGGAUGACCCAAUGGAUGAACCUCAUGGACCAGUUCGAUUACCAUAUUUCAGAAAAGAAAGGGUACCACAAAUUAAGUCUGAAAUGAGUUUAGAAUAUCCAUUCCAGAAGAAUAUAUAUCCUUCAUUAAGUGAAUUAAUUUCUCCUGAAUUAUUAAUUACUUUGCAGUUCUAUGACAGUUCAUUUAGUAUUCAACCAAAGAUUACAAAUAUUGAUUUAAGAGAAAAUAAUGAUAAUGAUGUAAUACUAGCCAAAAUAAAACCAGAAGUCCCUAUAAAAAUGGAAUAUAAUGGCCAUUUAAAAACUGAAUUCCAGAAUGAUUCAGAAGCUGUUUUUAAGUCCAAACCAAUAGGAAAACUUCAGUAUUAUAGAUCUGGGCGAGUUGUUUUAAUCUUUAAUGAAAAAAAAUAUGAAUUAUUAAAAGCCAAUGAGGAUAAACAUCACAAGGAAUUAUUCAGUCUUACUAAAAUUGAAGAAGCUGAAAGACCAGAUAAACUAGUAAGCUUAGGAACAGUACCUAUACGACUAAAAGCUGUUUCGGAUAUUGAUAAUAUAAUUGAGCACUUUUUAACAAAUAAUAAUUAG